AUGCCGCUUAGCUUAGCUGGUAAAAAUUCUGGGCGCGAAACCAGAAGACGCAAGGAGGUGCAGAAGCGAUGGCGCUCCAUCCGCGACUCGUACACGAAAGCGUAUAGGCAGGGAAAGUGCGUGCCCCCAGAGCAGUGCCCGCCCGGCACACGCCGCUACCAGUACCACCGCCAGAUGUCCUUCCUGCACUUGGCCCUGCAGAACAAAAAGCCGCGCUACUCGCAGGACAAGUACGAGUCUUACUCGGAGGUGUCCAACUCGCCGCAGCACCCGCCGCCCGAGGACGCGCCGCGGGUCAAGCACGAGCCGAGCAAGCUCGACAGGCCGCUCGACAGAUCGCUCGACAGGCCGCUCGACAAGCCGCUCGACCUCAAAACCAAGCCCGACCUGCCGGAGAAGAGCCCACAAAGCGCUAAGCAGAGCCCGUCGCUCGAGAUCAAGAUAGACGCUAACGCAAUCCUUCCGGAAGACCACUUCGAUGACGACAGACUAUUCAUGAACUCGCUGCUACCGCUCUUCAGGAAGAUGGACGACGACACCAGGCUGCUGUGCCGCAUCGAGGUGCUGAAGAUAAUACGCUACGCGCUGCAGGGGAACAAGCGCUUCGAGCUGCAGCUGGCGGAGGACGGGCUGAAGCUCUUAGCGAAGGAAGAGAUGCGGGCAAAGGCGUGUCCCGAGGGCAGGCUCUCGAUGACCACCCGCUCGGCGGACGGCAGCCGACCGGUUAAGAAGCGACGUGCUCGCUCCCCGUCGCCGUUGCCGAUGCCGCCGAAGAAAAGGGGCCCAGGUCGUCCGAGGAAGGUGCGUCCCCCACCUUCGGACUCUGAGGAGGAGCAUCCGCCCAGGAAGCAAUUCCCCAAGCUGAAGGUCCCGCCAGUGGAAAUUCCCCACCUCUCGGAGUACGACGAGACCCUCAGCAGGGCCACCAGCGUCUCGCAGCUGCCCAAGCCGCUGUUCAUGCGGAUGUACAAUUUGGAGAGGUCGAAACCGACACUGGCGACACCACCAUCGCCGCAGAGCAUGCAGGUGUCCGUCAAAUCGGAACCAAUGGACACCUACGAAUCCUCGCUGAGCCAUAAUACCUUG
Iphiclides podalirius (scarce swallowtail) is the source of this 1086-nucleotide messenger RNA. NCBI's taxonomy places the organism in Eukaryota, Metazoa, Arthropoda, Insecta, Lepidoptera, Papilionidae. The record is from the annotation of a GenBank genome assembly.